GGCCAGGAGGUUGCCACGUCAGCUUGUGGUGCCACGUCACCUUCUGGCCAUUUCCUGUAAUGCAAUCUGGAAAGAGGCGUUUGACACAUGGCAGCUGAAGCGUUGAUGACAUCUUUGACAAUGGACAAUGCCUGCCCUCCCCUCUCUCUGGAGCCGUCGCCGCACGACGACGCGGCCGAGACCUACCGCCAUAGCCUGCUCACAGAUCGGGCUCCCGACAUCAACCUCCCGCUGUCGGUGGACAUAGAGAGUGCGAUGGAUCCGUGGGAGCCGGGACCCCCGACGUCGCAGUCGCAAUUCUCGCCUCCGCCACCCGAUCCCAACCUGCUUCACAAGGCUGCGAGUGACACGUCAUGCAGUCGGGAUACCAGCACGGACGAAGAGGGGGAAGAGGAUCAGCUGAGCGACAGCCUGACAGCUGGCAACAGCGGGAGCAGCAGCGGUUGUCUUAUCCAUUUGAAUAAUGGUGCUAGUGGAAAKGGGGCUGGSGGGGGGGCGCARGGGGGRGGSGGGGGGGGRGGAGGAGGAGGAGGAGGGGGAGGAAAUGCUGGUGAUCUGAACAUAGAUUACGGGCUGACUCUGAGUGACCUUAGUUGCACGGGGGGAGCGGGCUGCGCUGCUGCUGGCGAUGGAGGGGUUGAGGGUUUUGCAGCUGUGGGGGUAGUAGGGUCCGGCGGUGGGUUGGGUGUUCCCCCGGGCAUGGGGAAAUGUGGGGUGGGGGGGGGUGGCGAUGGGAGCAGCAUGGCUAUGGUGGAUGCUGAAGGUGAUGCAGUCUGCUCCGAAGGCGGCGGCGGAGGAGGAGGAGGAGGAGGGAUAGGAGGAGGGGUAGGAGUAGCCACUGGGGGAGGAGGAGGAGGAGGAGGAGGAGGAGGAGGAGGAGGAGGAGGGGUCUGCAGUAAUCUUAAGAUGAGGAAAGGUGCAAGGCGUGAGGACGCGAUCUGGGGGGCAUGGUUCUUCUUCACCCAUUACUUCAAGCCUGCAUUUAAGGACACAGCGGGGCGGCAGAAGUGUGGGGGAGAUGGCGGUGAGGGAGGAGGAGCAGGCGACGCAGCACACGUGGCAUCUCCUGGACCGUCCGUUGCCGCCAGCCUCGACUGCAGUGGAUGGACCCCAUCCGAUCUACGACUGGAUUGCUUCCUUGUGCAGCAUGACAUGGAAAAUCUUUACAUGUGGAGUUUUAUGCUCAAGCCUGAGAAUGCACUUGGGAAGAUGCAGCUGAGGAGCUACAUCAAUGGCCAUUCGUGGAACGGAGAGCCACCAUUUCCAUUCAGCGUCGAAAAGGGGUUCACACGAAGCCAUAAGUAUGUAAAAAUUCAAAGCGAUUUGAUUCUGGCCGUCCUCAGCGCUGCAAACCAGCAGCGUUGCCGCGAGAUAGCGCACUGCCAGGAUGAGCUGCCCAGGGCGAUGCACUUUCUCUAAAUGGAAAGUGCUGCCAUUUAGGAAAGUGCUGCCUGGCUCACGAGCAGCGUGGGCUUAGAGGCCGUGUGCUGUGUAGC
Molecule: messenger RNA, 1496 nt
Organism: Chara braunii
Lineage: Eukaryota; Viridiplantae; Streptophyta; Charophyceae; Charales; Characeae
Source: the annotation of a GenBank genome assembly